Molecule: messenger RNA, 648 nt
Organism: Hibiscus syriacus
Lineage: Eukaryota; Viridiplantae; Streptophyta; Magnoliopsida; Malvales; Malvaceae
Exons: 2
Coding region: 67-528 (153 amino acids)
Source: RefSeq, a predicted model, not a curated record
UAAAUUUAAAGUUCCUCGAGUGAAUUAUUAAAAGGAAGAAAAACGAGCUUAGCAACUUAGCCAUAGAUGGAAGAUUAUUCAUCAUCUUUUUCUUCAGCACUAGCACCGGGGUUAAAGAACUCACAGUCUUUCCAACCAUCGCUUCAUUCGGUACGUAAGCCAAUGGGAAAGCCGUGGAAGAAGCCGGCGGUUUCACCAUUGCAACCGACACCGCUUAAAGUUUACAGGGUCGACCCUGUAAACUUCCGGGGAUUGGUUCAAAAACUCACUGGUGGUGCAACAAUCGUUCCGGCCGACUCCCUCUCUCAACAUCAAACGCCGUCGACUCGUCUUCGAAGAGUUGCACCGCAACCUCCGCCUCUUCAGGUUGCACCACCGCAGCCACUGCAUAUGGUUUCUGGGUUAUAUCAUACGAAGCCACAGAACCAAAAAUUCUGUGAUGAAUCAUCUGAUUCGCUUGGAUUAAACUUGUCACCGUCAUCUUAUAAUUGGUGUUCUUUCCUUAGAUCAUAUGUAUGUUUAGUUUAGGACAAUUUGGAAGUUAAUUCUCUUUAUCGUUCUAGUUUUAGCUUAGAUAGAAAGUAAGAUUAAAAGUUUAAAACUACAUUCUUUUGUUGUACUACUUUGUUUAUUAUACAUUCACGACUU